Messenger RNA from Candoia aspera, 1068 nucleotides. It is a transcript of the gene MRPS35, whose product is annotated as mitochondrial ribosomal protein S35. The transcript has 8 exons. The record is from RefSeq and is a predicted model, not a curated record. Gene Ontology annotation, cellular component: mitochondrial small ribosomal subunit. NCBI's taxonomy places the organism in Eukaryota, Metazoa, Chordata, Lepidosauria, Squamata, Candoiidae. Bases 17 to 994 code for a protein of 325 amino acids. Gene Ontology annotation, biological process: mitochondrial translation. Gene Ontology annotation, molecular function: structural constituent of ribosome.
UCUGCGCCGAGCAAAGAUGGCGCUGGCCUGGCGGGGAUGCUUGGCGCUCGGGCGGCGGCGGCCGAGCCCGGCCGGGUACUCGACGCAGGGAGGCGCAGCGCAGCCGCAGCGAAGAGGCGCCCCGAAGCAGAGCCUGGCCGAACUCCGAGCCCAGAAGGAGACGAUCUACGGCAGUACUAAAAGGACUGAGAAGAUGGAGCCUGACCAGGAUUGGACAAGUGUCUAUCCAACUGCAGCUUCUUUUAAACCUUCUGCGGUGCCCCUCCCUCUUCGGAUGGGCUACCCAGUCAAAGGAGGUGUGGCUCCUGGGAAAGAAGGCAACUUGGAACUUUUGAAGAUUCCCAAUUUCUUGCAUCUGACACCAGCAGCCAUCAAGAAACACUGUGCUGCUCUGAAAGACUUCUGCACAGAGUGGCCGUCAGCCUUGAAUAGCGAUGAGAAGUGUUUGCAGCACUUCCCAAUUGAAACCAGCACGACAGACUAUGUUUCAGUGGGGCCAUCUCUUCGCAAUCCCAAAGCAAGAGUGGUGACUCUGAAAGUUAAACUGUUGAGUCUAAACUUGGAUGACCAUGCAAGGAAGAAGUUCAUUAAACUUGUAGGAGAGAGGUACUGUGUGAAGACAGGUACCGUUACUAUCACAACAGACAGAUGUCCCUUAAGGAAGCAAAACUAUGAUUAUGCAAUGUACCUUCUAACUGUUGUAUUCCAUGAAUCGUGGAAAACAGAACCGUGGGAAAAAGACAUUACGGAAGCAGAUAUGGACGAGUACGUCUGGGAGAACAGUGUUUCGGAGCAGAAUGCUUUAAGGACAUUGCACCGGAUAAGAGCAGCUGAAAAAGCUGAAGAAAUUAGCAGAGAGGCGCUUCUUGCCUUAGAGGUGAUUCAGGACUACAAAAAGUCCAUGGUUCUCUUGAAAAAUGAAGGAGAAUCAGAGAAGAAUCUUUUGGAGUAUAAAAAUUCAGUUAAGAGACUGUUAAACCUGCAUGGCUCGUAAUGUAAGCAAUUAUUUUGUGGAAUGCUAUGUAUGUACUGAUGGAGAUAUUCCUAAUAAAUUUUUUGUAACAUCCA